This is a messenger RNA of Dujonia railenensis, 912 nucleotides long. The record is from the annotation of a GenBank genome assembly. NCBI's taxonomy places the organism in Eukaryota, Fungi, Ascomycota, Pichiomycetes, Serinales, Debaryomycetaceae.
AUGAAAUUUUCAAUUUCCAUUGCAGCCUUAAUGGCCGUGGCAGCAGCUCUUCCUGCUCCAGUUGUCACUGUAGUCCAAGUAACCACAGAAGUUGUCAACGAAGACGGAUCACUUUAUACCAGCACACCAGUAGUCGCAAGCGCUGCCCCAGCAGCUGCUACAACUGCAGCAGCAGCAGCAGCUUCUUCCUCAUCUUCAUCUGGUUCUGGAUUACUUUCUUGGCUCAAAGGUGUUCUUGGUGAUUACUUGGACGGAGACGAUGAAGCUUCUGCAACAACUCCGGCAGUUGCCGCAGCAGCCGCCACGACUUCCAGUGCUAUUGCCUAUGCUGCUCUACUUGAAAGCACGUCCUCAUCGCCAGUUGCGUAUGCUGCAACCUCAGCAGCUUCUGUUGCUGCUCAGUCAACAAGUGCUGCUACAGUUGCAACAUCUCAGGCUACCUCGACAUCAUCUUCAUCAGACCUCUAUGCUGAUAUCUACAAAUCUUCCGGAAUUGACGAGACUUUCGCUAAGGAUAUCUUAGAUGCUCACAAUGAAAAGAGAGCACUUCAUUCAGCCCCAGAUCUUUCUUGGGAUCUUGACGCUUACAAUUAUGCCCAAAAUUAUGCAGAUGCUUACGACUGUUCAGGAGUUUUAACUCAUAGUCAUGGACCGUACGGUGAAAACUUAGCUGCUGGAUUCAAAGAUGGCCCUUCCGCACUUGAAGCAUGGUACGAAGAAGGAGCUACUUACAAUUACGCUGCUGGCAAUACUUACGAUCAUUUCACUCAAGUUGUUUGGAAAGAUACAACCAAAGUUGGUUGUGCUUACAAGGACUGUUCCUCUAAUAACUGGGGCUUAUACAUUAUAUGUUCAUAUGAUCCAGCUGGAAAUGUUGUGGGAGAGAGCGCUGCUAAUGUUUUAGCAACAUAA